Messenger RNA from Syngnathus typhle (broad-nosed pipefish), 2994 nucleotides. RefSeq names its product phosphoribosyl pyrophosphate synthase-associated protein 2. Gene Ontology annotation, molecular function: magnesium ion binding; ribose phosphate diphosphokinase activity. The record is from RefSeq and is a predicted model, not a curated record. The transcript is spliced from 10 exons. Gene Ontology annotation, biological process: purine nucleotide biosynthetic process; 5-phosphoribose 1-diphosphate biosynthetic process. Gene Ontology annotation, cellular component: ribose phosphate diphosphokinase complex; cytoplasm. Lineage: Eukaryota; Metazoa; Chordata; Actinopteri; Syngnathiformes; Syngnathidae. The coding region runs from base 54 to 1127 and encodes 357 amino acids.
CCAGGGAUCCUCUUCCGGAGUGUGUGGAGAGUAGCGGCCAAAACCCAAGCGACAUGAACCACACCAAGGGCGGCCUGGUUAUCUUCACCGCCAACUCGCAUCCGUCCAGUCGCGAGUUGGGGAAGAGGAUUGCAGAGCGAUUAGGUGUGGAGCUUGGCAAGGUGCAGGUGGACCAGGAAGCCAACCGAGAAACACGUGUGCAAAUCCAGGAGUCGGUGCGAGGGAAGGAUGUCUUUGUGAUUCAGACCGUGUCCAAAGACGUGAACACGACCAUUAUGGAGAUGCUGAUCUUGGUGUACGCGUGCAGGACGUCUUGUGCCAAAAGCAUCACGGGCGUCCUCCCCUACUUCCCUUACAGUAAACAAUGUAAAAUGAGAAAGAGGGGCUCCAUCGUGUCUAAGCUUAUUGCCUCCAUGAUGUGUAAAGCAGGUCUUACACACCUGAUCACCAUGGACCUCCACCAGAAGGAGAUUCAAGGCUUUUUUAACAUCCCAGUAGACAACCUUAGAGCCUCGCCUUUCUUGUUGCAGUAUAUCCAAGAAGAGAUCCCCGACUACAGGAACGCUGUGAUUGUGGCUAAAUCACCCGCUUCUGCCAAAAGGGCCCAGUCGUUCGCCGAGCGCCUGCGCCUCGGCAUCGCCGUGAUCCACGGCGAGGCUCAGGAUGCGGAGUCCGACCAGGUUGAUGGGCGACACUCGCCACCCACCGUCAAGACCACUGGAGCCAUCCAUCCAAGCAUGGAGAUACCAUUGUUGAUUCCCAAGGAGAAGCCCCCCAUCACUGUGGUCGGAGACGUAGGCGGCCGCAUCGCCAUCAUAGUGGAUGACAUCAUCGACGACGUCGACAGCUUUGUCGCGGCGGCAGAGACGCUGAAGGAACGAGGAGCCUACAAGAUCUUCAUCAUGGCAACGCACGGCAUCCUCUCCUGCGACGCCCCCAGAUUCAUCGAGGAGUCGGCCAUCGACGUGGUUGUGGUGACCAACACCAUCCCUCACGAACUCCAGAAGCUCCAGUGUCCCAAGAUCAAGACGGUGGACAUCAGUAUGAUCCUGUCGGAGGCCAUCCGACGCAUCCACAACGGAGAGUCCAUGUCCUACCUGUUCCGUAACAUCGGAGUGGAUGACUGAAGGUUCUACACUUGCCAUUUGCCUUGUCAGACCUCAAAGCGUGCACUGUAUGCACUCAUGUCCUCCAUAAUUAUUAUUAUUUAUUUUUUUUAAAGAUCUCCAGAGUAGUCCAUCUGACUGAUAGCCCUGUUCAUGAAGUAAUGCUUUUCUUCCCGUGUCUGAACACGCACUGAUUCCAUGUCCACCACUGUCCUUCUUGUCUCGAGUCAAAUUCUUUUAUUAGUCUCACUCCUGUAUCUCCCAAACCAUGCCAAUUGUUAGCAUUGUUUUCUUUCUCCACAUUGUUUGUAGUAUUUAUAGUUCCUCCGCAAAGCAGCGGAUUAUUAUUAGCUUUAUAUAUUUUUAACUGAGCAAGCUUGUCAAAAUGUCAAAUCCUCAAGUGUUUCAAGGCUAAUAGCGAUAUUAGCAUGUAGGUUGUUUUGUUUAAUGAGGUCCGCUCAAAGAUUCAGUUAGGUGGUCCGCCUCAUAUUUCUAGUUGUUUCCAGGAUAAUUAUCAGUGAAUGUCCUUAAAGGAAGAUUGUACCCCCAAUGCACACUCGCAACACACUCAUACAAACACAUCUUGUUCCAAACUAGGUUUGCCACUAGUUAUGCUUUGCGAGCGGAGACGCGUCGUGCUGCUUUGAAUUUGAAGACCUUUGGUCAGUUUUUGUUUUUAGCCGAUACACAUGCUAUUGAUGACUCCUUCCAACUAGAUGCAUUGACAAUUAAGUUUGCUGUAGCAAUAGCUACACAUGGGGGUCAAAUCUCCCGUUUGCUAAAUAUAAACUGGAAAUAACAAAUACUUGUUUGUAAUGUGAUCCAGAAGUACUACUACAAAAGUGUAUGUAUUUAACACUGUGCCAUUAUCGACUCAAUACCUCCAUGUGUUUGAUUAUCUCCAAUGCCACAAAAGCUGUUCAAAGUCCUGGAAUGACAUGGAAGUCAACGUGUCCUUCGUCACAUAUCCACCCAAGUCAAUAUUGGCUUUUCAUUGAUAGUCUAAUGAAAAGUAAUUGAUUCAACGGCAUCAUUGCGUUUGUUCUUCAUUUCCAGUAAAGAAACACAAAGCUAGGAAGCUAUCACUGUUUUUCUAGCAAAUCAAUCGACUGAAGCUGGUCUUUGUCACGUUGCCAGUUGUGGUCCAAAAAAUGUUUUGUAUUUAUUUUCUGCACUAACUGAAUAAAUAAGAAAUUAAUGUACAAAUGUACUCUGCUCAAUUCAAAUGGGGGGGAAAAUAGAUGUCGUUCAACAUGUUUAUUGAAAUGCUGACAAACAGGUGUUGGUUCAGACAAACAUGGUGACAUCCACGACACAACAGACCCCCAGGCAAGAGAGGUAAAGAUUGUCCCACUCACACUGUUUGGCACUAACUUGUAACUACUAUUCAAAACUAUAUGGCACAUCUCAUAUUUCAUCACUUUGUUCUAAGCAUGGGAAAAAAAAAAAAGGAUCUGGGUCAAGAAGCAUCACGAUACAACAUCGCAACAUAUAUGGAAAACAUUUUCAUCUGCACUACUGGACCGAUGCAACUGCGGAUAUGUCAAUAGUGUUUCCAGUUUUAUUUCCGCCCUGAGUAUUGACACAUGAUACCUUUUGGACUGCGGGGUUCAACUUGAGAUACUAUCAACCAACGUCCUUAAGCAAGGCACUUCACACAUUCAGCUGCUCCAACAGAUCCAUUCAGUGAGUGAAAUACUGUACGUAAUGAGAUGGGGAAAAUGCAAUUUGGAGGAAGACAAUCGAAUUUGAUGCAUACAAGUUUUAGAUGUAAACACACCUUGUUUUGAUUCUCAGGAACACUGAGCAGAAAUGGGAGAAUUGUGAAAGUAUCUAUAUGGAAGAUAGUUGGGCAUUUAUUCAUUAUCCCUGAUAUCCAUCUUAAGUU